Paramecium sonneborni is the source of this 797-nucleotide messenger RNA. Lineage: Eukaryota; Ciliophora; Oligohymenophorea; Peniculida; Parameciidae. The record is from the annotation of a GenBank genome assembly.
UUUUAUAUGGAUCAAGAAGCUCAGAUAGAUCUCAAAACUGAGUCACAAGUUAUUCAACCAAAUGAUGAUUUAUUGAUAUAUCUACAGACCAUAUAUCAUCUAAAUUUAAAUGAUUUCAAAGAGUCAAUCUAUCAAAUGAAAUUACUAUUAACUAAUCAAAGAUAAGCGUAAUUUGAUUUAAAAUAUUCACAGAUUCUAGGCCCUAUAAUGGAAUUAUGGUAAUAUGUAAUAAUACAUACUUUAGAAAUAUAGUUGAGAUAGCCGAACAAUAUUUCUUUUCUAUUACUAAUUUUAAUAUUUUAGUUGUUAGUUGUAUUCAUUUAUUCUAUAUUCUAUUUAAAACAUGCUUUUAUUAUUGCAUUAUUUAAACAUUUUACAAUUAAUGCUUUUUAUGGGUAUUCAGUAGUUUAUUUGCUAAAGAGAUUUAUACCUCAAUCAUAAUUUCAUCUAAUAUUUGCUUUAGAAGCAUUCCUCUAUUCGCUAUUUUUAUUUACCAUUUACAAUUAUUUAUGCUUAGUAAUUACACAUUCAAUAUUCUUUAGUUCAUUAUCAAAUUAUUAAUCAUAAGUCCAUUAGAAGUAAAUAAUAUGCUUAACCUAUUUGCAAAUUAUUAAUUUUAUUACAGUAUUUUUAAGCAAAUUUCUAGUAAAACUAAUAACUUAACAUUUUUAGGUAUCAAUAAAAUAAAGUAACCUGAAUAUUUGUUAAUACCCAUUGGAUUUUAAGUGAUUAUCUUUUUUGCAUUUUGUUUGAUACGUAUUGAUUAUUUCAAUAUAAUGGUGGACAUUUUAUUAUGA